UUUUGUUUCAAAACAUACUUUUCUCUGGCUUUUAAAGUCAUGCUGCCAAACUUUAAAGCAGUUUUCUCUAUCCUGCUGCUCUUGUUAGCUGGCUGAGGGAUUAUGAAAGUGGGAUUUCAACAUAUUUGGAGGUACCAGGUUGAGACAUCCUUGAGCAUUUGAGACGGAUGUGAGAGAAUUUCAGUCCUCACUGGAAAACAAGCCAACUAAACAUAACAGAUUACAUCAGCUCAGGCUUUUCAAUUCCUGGAUGGUAGCAGUGUGCUAAUCCAAACUUCAUCCUGGAUUUCGCAAAGUAAAACAAGGGAGGCUGGCAAGAGCACAGAUUGAGGAAACUGACGACGGCCGGCCUUGUGGGCAAGAGGCUGUAUAAAGCUCCAAAAUUUGUAAGCUGAUCUUCAGAAUUUUGAUAUUGGGUUCUUCGCUCCUGUAUCCCUGAACAGAAGACAUCUGACUGAAUUUUUGCAACCUGUCAUUGCGGACAGUGUAAUUGGGCUUUCAUCACACCAGGAGCCAUGGCUAGUUUUCUGGUGCUCACUCUACUUCUGGUACCCAUGAAUGUCAGAGCUACCUGGAGCGCCAAGUAUGCAGUAGAUUGCCCAGAGUCCUGCGACAGCAGUGAAUGUAAAAAUCCACAGCAUUGUAAGCGGACUGUGUUGGAUGACUGUGGCUGUUGUAGGGUUUGUGCUGCAGCUCUGGGAGAAACUUGCUACCGGACAGUUGCAGGAAUGGAUGGUGUCAAAUGUGGGCCUGGACUGAAGUGCCAAUUCUUUUCUGAGGAAGAUGAUUUUGGAGAUGAGUUUGGUAUCUGCAAAGAGUGUCCUUAUGGUACUUAUGGGUUGGAUUGUCUAAGAACCUGCAGCUGUCCAACUGGCAUAUGUGACAGAGUAACUGGGAAGUGUAUAAAGUUUUCUUUUUUCCAAUUGGCCGCAUCAAAACCCCCCCACCAACGUAAAUUACUGCCACCUGCAGAGAAUGACAUGGGAUCUGGCAAUGGUAAUUCUGUAGAAGAGGAUUUUGUGAAGGAAAAAGACAUCCACUCUCCAAUCAUGAAAUGGCUAAAUCCUCGCUGAUAUUAGCCUAUGUGGGUUAGAUUUCUAACCCAUGCUUUCUUCUAAUAGUGAAUGUUCCACAAACCACUUUAAAACAGUAGAUCUCUUGCAGAGGAAAUGGUAAUUUUUUAAAAAAGAAGAUCCAGUUUAUGUAUCUUUGGGAAAGAUUGAAUUUCAGUAAAAACUGUGUACAGUGUACAUGAUUUUUAGAAUAUCUUCUGAAUACUAAAUGUAUCAUGAAUCCUUGAAUGUAAAAUAUAGUUGGAACUUGCAUAUUGCUGGAGCUUACAUUUUUAUUGAAACACAUGUAUAUAUCUUAUUUUUUAACAUUCUCAAUUCUAUAUGUCCUGCACAAAAUUUUUAUUCAUCAAAGAACUGAAAAUGUAUAGGGGAUAAAAAUUAGUAUAUGUAUUGUCUAGACUGAAAUCCUAAUUCCAGCAGUAGAGUAACAAUAGGUAAUAGCUGUUGAAUAUGGAACCAGCCUUAAUUCUGAAUCCUAUAUAUGUUAUUUGCCAGCAAGUCCAAUAAAUACAGUAGGAUUUUCUUUUCUAUUAAGCAUUGAGAGAAUUUACUUUAUGGCCACAGUCUUAUUCAGAGCUAAACAACUUUUUUACUGUUACCAAUUAGCUUUACCCACAUUCAGUUUUUCUGACUCAGAUACAAAUAGGUCUCCCGUUCAUCUCUGGGUUACUACUUUAGCACUGCUAACCUCAAAGAUUAGUUUUCUUC
Messenger RNA from Pseudonaja textilis, 1781 nucleotides. It is a transcript of the gene ESM1, whose product is annotated as endothelial cell specific molecule 1. The record is from RefSeq and is a predicted model, not a curated record. Gene Ontology annotation, molecular function: integrin binding; hepatocyte growth factor receptor binding. Gene Ontology annotation, cellular component: extracellular region. Lineage: Eukaryota; Metazoa; Chordata; Lepidosauria; Squamata; Elapidae. Gene Ontology annotation, biological process: angiogenesis; positive regulation of hepatocyte growth factor receptor signaling pathway.